This is a messenger RNA of Nycticebus coucang (slow loris), 8024 nucleotides long. RefSeq names its product bone morphogenetic protein 8B-like. Gene Ontology annotation, cellular component: extracellular region. Lineage: Eukaryota; Metazoa; Chordata; Mammalia; Primates; Lorisidae. The record is from RefSeq and is a predicted model, not a curated record. Bases 316 to 1524 code for a protein of 402 amino acids. Gene Ontology annotation, molecular function: cytokine activity; growth factor activity. Gene Ontology annotation, biological process: SMAD protein signal transduction. The transcript has 7 exons.
UGAGCCUCUGGGAUCGCUGUCGCAGCUCGCCCAUCGUCCCUGCCCACUGCGCGGACUCAAACUCAGUGGCGAGCACGAAGGUGACAGACUCCUAGAUUUCGGAGUAGCCCUGCCCAGAAGCCGCGGCAUCUGCGUCCGCACGGCCCCCAGCCCAGACAGGUGCUGCGCUGGAACUGUUCUGAGCCCGCCGGUGACGCCCGCCGGGUCCCGCUGGCCUUCGAGCCCAGCCAUCCGCUUGCCGUCGGGGCAUCCCGGGGCCUCGGGCCCGGCCGCAGAGCGGAUGCGCGCCCGCUGAUCGCCCCGACCCGGCCCGAUAUGGCCGUGCGCCCCGGCGCGCUCUGGAUACUGGGCCUGGCGCUGUACGCGCUGGGCAGUGGUGGCCCCGGCCCACGCUCCCCGCCCGGCUGUCCCCCGCGUCGUCUGGGCGCUCGCGAGCGCCGCGACAUGCAGCGCGAGAUCCUGGCGGUGUUCGGGCUGCCCGGGCGGCCCCGACCCCGCGCGCCGCCCGCCGCCGCCCGCCUGCCCGCCUCGGCGCCGCUCUUCAUGCUGGACCUCUACCACGCCAUGGCCGGCGACGACGACGAGGACGGCGGGUCCCCGGAGCGGCGCCUGGGCCGCGCGGACCUGGUCAUGAGCUUCGUCAACAUGGUGGAGCGAGACCACACCCUGGGCCACCAGGAGCCCCAUUGGAAGGAGUUCCGUUUUGACCUGACCCAGAUCCCGGCAGGGGAGAGAGUCACAGCCGCAGAGUUCCGGAUUUACAAGGCGCCCAGCACCCGCCCACUCAACAGGACACUCCGUGUCAGCAUGUUCGAGGUGGUGCAGGAGAGAUCUAACAGGGAGUCUGACUUGUUCUUUUUGGAUCUUCAGACGCUUCGAGCUGGGGACGAGGGCUGGCUGGUGCUGGAUGUCACAGCAGCCAGUGACCGCUGGCUGCUGAGCCGUAACAAGGACCUGGGACUCCGCCUCUAUGUGGAAACUGAGGACGGGCACAGCAUGGAUCCUGACCUGGCUGGUCUGCUGGGGCAACGGGCACCACACUCCAGACAGCCUUUUGUGGUCACUUUCUUCAGGGCCAGUGUGAGUCCGGUCCGUGCCCCUCGGGCAGUGAGGCCACUGAAGAGGAGGCAGCCGAAAAGAACCAACGAGCUGCCGCACCCCAACAGACUCCCGGGGAUCUUUGAUGACAUCCACGGCGCCAGUGGCCGGCAGGUUUGCCGUCGGCACGAGCUCUAUGUCAGCUUCCAGGACCUCGGCUGGCUGGACUGGGUCAUCGCCCCUCAAGGCUACGCUGCCUAUUACUGUGAGGGGGAGUGCUCCUUCCCGCUGGACUCCUGCAUGAAUGCCACCAACCACGCCAUCCUGCAGUCCCUGGUGCACCUGAUGAAGCCGGAUGCAGUCCCCAAGGCGUGCUGUGCGCCCACCAAGCUGAGCGCCACCUCGGUGCUCUACUAUGACAGCAGCAACAACGUCAUCCUGCGGAAGCACCGCAACAUGGUGGUCAAGGCCUGCGGCUGCCACUGAACCCGCCCACCCAGCCCUGCUGGCCGCCCCUUCCCAUCCCGGUCAGGUGCCGCUCCAGGGUCAGGACGCCCUCAGACCCCGCCAGGCUGGCCCUUGAAAUCCUGUCCGUGUCCCUCCCUGUGUCAUGCUGGGGUUGUUUGCUCCUCUCUAGGCCCCUGUAUUCCCCAUCCCAACUGAUGUGUGUGCCCCUCCUGCCUCUAGCCCUGGUGGUCUGACUCACAGUGUGCUACCCAGUGCCCCACAAGCCUGAGCCAUAUAGUGACCAGCUCUUUGGGGCUGGCACAAAAUUCCUGACCAUGCUCAUCAGUGGCCUAAGCUGUGGGUGGAUGUGGGAUGACCUAGGAGGUACCUGGACCAUGACUAGCCACCGUGGGCUCCUCAUUAUUCAUCACAGGGGUUGGAAAUGUAUAAAGAGGGUCUCCUCCCUACCUGGUUUGUCUGUCCCUCCCAAGUGCAAGGCUGGGCAUUUCUGGAGAGUAGUUAAAAAGCCUUGAUGUUGGGUCAGCGCCUGUGGCUCAAGAGGCUAAGGUGCAAGACACAUAGACCUGAGCUGGUAGGUUGAAUCCAACCCGGGCCCACAAAACAAUGACGGCUGCAACCAAAAAAUAGCCAGGCAUUGUGAUGGGCAUCUGUAGUCCCAGCUACUUGGGAGGCGGAGGCAGGAGAAUCACUUGAGGCCAGGAGUUGGAGGUUGCUGUGAGCUGUGAUGCCACAGCACUCUACCUAUGGCAACAGCUUGAGGCUGUCUCAAAAAAAAAAAAAGGCUUUGAUGUUGUAUAUUCAUGGUUGUGAAUUACUGAUCCAGUGACCACAGGUAGGCAUGUGGGGUCCACUCAAAAGAAAAAAAAGGGCUGAAUGAACUGUAUGAUUUAGUGCUAAAGCCAAUGGCAUUUAUCUUCUGUCUUCCUGUGUCUGCCUGCCAUGUGGGAAAGAAAUACAGUACAUGGUCAUUUUGUUUUGGAGAAACAGAAACGUAUCAGAAGCUUCCAACUGAUGCCUCUAUCUGCCACCAUGUUGACCCAUCAGAUGCUCAGCUCUGUCGCCAAGUUUUCGCUGAGCAAGCAUGGUUGUUGCAUUGGGUGGCCCAGAAUGACUAUGCACAGUACAGAUACUGUCAUUUCCCUUUCCUCUCUCUUGGCAGACAUCAAUAAUCAAUCUUGGUAUUUUUUCUUCUGAAUCUGGAUAGAACUGCCAAAUGAUCAGCAGGCAGUCAUGGCUAACAGAUCAAAGUUGGCCUGUGACGUGAAAACCAUUCACCAUCUUCUGCCAUGCUCAGGAGCAAUCCAUUUCCCCGGAGCUAUGUAUCUGCAACACCAGGCAGCCUGUGGCCAGGCCAGGGGUGAGACCAGGAGCUGUCAGAAACAAGCUGGUCACCAAAGUUUGCGUCACUCUGGAUGCCCAGCAGUCUUGCCCUGUCUUAGGCUUGUGAGUCAAAGAAAAGGCCCCUGUCCCUGGAAGUGACAGGGGGUCAUUAGACUGAGCUGGGUGGGGAGGUAUGUUUCAGCCCCUGCUGUUUCGGGAAAUCGCUGUUCUCCCUGGAGCAGCUGUUGGGACCUGGGGUGUUAAUUUGAUUUCUGACUUGCUAGGCCUGUAAUUUAUCUGCUGGAACAGAGUCUGGCUGCCUGACUGUGCCAUUAAAAGCAAACCCAGGCACAGCCUGGAGAGGUGGAGCCACCCAUGUGCCCAAGGAUGCGCCUCUCUGGAAUUCACAUGCUGCACCCCUAGGAGGGGCCUGAAGGAGGGCAGCGCUGGCCAGAGGGCUGGAGGCUGGGCCCUGCUGCAGCACAACAGCCCCUCCACCUGAACCAGGGAGGGCCUCCAUGUCCAAGCAGAGGAAGACACCCUUGGAUGUAUAUGAGGCUGGGCUCAGGCUAUUGGGAAGGUGUUAAGUUCCCCAUCAGUGUAGAGAUCUCAGCUUUGGUUUGGAUGUAGGGAGUCCUGACUUACAGGUUAGCUUCCUUCUCUGGGCCUCAGUUUUUCAUCUAUAACAGUGGCUCUCAACCUGUGGGUCGCCACCCCUUUGUAACAGUGAAAAUAUAUCACGGCAUUGAGAACCACUGAUCUAUAACAUGAGGGAAUUGGACUUAUUGAUUUCCAAAGGGCCUUCAGCUAGGGAGUCCAUCUCUGUUUAUCAGCACCUUCACAACCCUAAAUGGAGCUCAAACGGCUGUCCCAAAGCAGAGUUGGCAUGUAACAUAGAACCUAUUUGCUAUUCUAGUACUUACUUAAUGAUUCUUCUCAACAGCAAGGAUCAUCUUUUAGGCAAUUGUAAAUUUUAAAUAAGUGAACUAUUUGACAGCUAAUUUUUUACUUCACCUGGUCUCUUUAGUGCUCAGCCAAUGGUCUGGCAUAGUUAAGGGUGCAGCCGGAAUAUCCGUCAAGUCACCUAAACAUUUGCAGGUGUGGAGCAUACCUUGUUGAUCCUUUUGCCUACCUACCUGGCCAUCGGACUUCCAGCAACUUUUGCCAUCCAGAUAGAUGAUCAGCAAAUGAAAUCCAAUAGAAAACCUCCUGAGCAGCGAGACAGUUGUGCAUGGACACAAAGCCCAUGUGUUUUAUUCCAUUGUGUGUUUGCUGAGCCAGGCACGACAGUUGCAGGAGGGAGGCCAGGCUGGCCACAUGGAUAACACCAUCUCCCUUUUUAUUGUCUAGAGCAGCGGAUCUCAAUCUGUGGGUCGUGACCCCUUUGGGGGUUGAACGACUCUUUCACAGGGGUCGCCUAAGACCAUGCUGCAUAUCAGAUAUUUAUAUUAUGAUUCAUAACAGUAGCAAAAUUAUGGUUUUGAAGUAGCAAUGAAAAUAAUUUUAUGGUUGGGGGUCACCACAACAUUAGGAACUGUAUUAAAGGGUCGUGGCAUUAGGAAGUUUGAGAACCACUGGUCUAAGGUAUGGCCAGUUUAUCUGUGGCACCAGACUAGAAGGAUAAAUAAGGGCAGUCAGUUCAGAUCAGUGACAGCCAUGACAUAUAUAAAAAUAGGCUAAGGAGAAAUGCCCAGCAGUCUUGGUACUUGCAGUGUAAUACUGGCCCCGAGGCCAAGUCAGCAGAGGGUUAUGUGUUUACUGCUUUCUAAGGAAGGUAGGGAAGUAAACGUGUUCUGGAAAAAUUCCAAAUGGGAAAAUAGGCAGCAUAGUAAGAGUACAGAUUUUUGAAGCCAAAUGGAUUAGAAUCCUUGUUCUGCUUUUUCCUUUACAGAACAGGAUAUUGGUUCCUUCCGCCAAAAGCUAUUAUAAAAAUUAAGUAUGUACACAAAUAUUUGAGAUCUCUGGCAUAUAAAUGCUUAAUAAUUGGGAUUUGUUGGUAAUAUUACAAAUAAAUUUGCUUUUGAGUCACUUCUAUGCCUAUGAAAACAGAAUGUGUUCUACAGGUGUUGGUGUAUUUAUUCCAGAGCUGUGCUUCUCCCUAAGACAUCCCGUAUGCGGCAUUCCGUGGAGAAGGACUUGUAUUCUCACUGCCUUUGAAGGCCUGGCAAAGCGUCUCAUCUGUGGCAGUGGCUGGGCUCUUGUGUUCCCAGAUACAUGAGGAUCCUACAUCCUGCUGAGAGAGGUCUGAACUGAUCAGGGCAGUGUAUAGCAAUGUGAAUGCAGGAAUUGCCCAAUUUGAAUGGGGGAAUUCCUAUACUACUUAUAGGAAAGCCUGUGCAAGCACUUACCCCUUUUUUAAAAAAUGCUUUUCAUUUCUUAAAAACAAUAGUGCAGCUUUGGAGGCAAGUGGGAUACAUAACAAAAUACAAUUCAGAUAAACACAUUAAUAUUUUGGUGACUAUUUCUAGGCAUUUUUCUUAAGAUACAUACACAAAUCCCCUUGUGCACAUCCUACAGAGAUGUUCAGGAAAUUGCCAUCACGUUGUGCUAUAUAAAUUACUUUGUGAAGUGCCUCCUCCACUUUGGUUUCUUAUCACCUGAACUUUACAAGACUCCAUUUUCACCAAUAAAUAGUUCUAUAAUUCCUUCCUUGGAGGGUUCCUGUGAGGCUGUCAUGACCGUGACAGAUGUCAGCAGCAUCUGGAGGCAGCUGUCAGAGGAAACUUGAGCAGUCAAAACAUGGAUCCUGGGCCACUAUCCCUGGCCUCUAGCUUUGUGUAGCCGUUAUAAGGUCAGCACGCAGAUGGGCUCAAUUCUGAAUGACUUUAGGAAAUGAAUCAGCAAAGUGGAGUCCUGCGCCCUCAGUCCUGGUGCUGGAGUAAUGAAGCAACAGGAACAUGGACCUGGGAGGUCACUUGGGAUAAGAGCCAAGCUGUCCUAGGGAAAGCAGCUUUGCCCUCCAGGUUGCAGUGAAGGGUCCUGCAGUGCCUCUGGGUCAAUUUUCCACAUACGUCAGAGCCCUCCUGAGGCAACUGUUGGGCACACUGCUUGCUGCUCAGGCUCUGGAGCCCCCUCCUCUCCCCUCCUGUCUGUCAGAGAAAGACCCUGUUCCCUCUGUCUCCCUGUGGGCAAUGAUGGGGACCAUGAAUGUGUCUUCCUCCAAGACCUUGGGCACCACCUGCCACAGAUUAAGGCCAGAGCCCAGCAAACCCCCCAAGAUCCCAUUACUACUGGGGAGAGACAGGCCAAGCUUCUAAUCCCAGCUCUGCCACAUCACCUGAGCUCCGGUUUACCUGAGCAGGGUUCCAGUGUGAUUCAAUGAGAUAACACCUAUGGACACCAAGUAAAGGACUGGGAGAGGAGUGGGCACCCGCUGACUCCAAGCCUACUGAGCUUUCAGAGCCACCACCUCCUCAGCCAUCAGGGAGAAGCAGAAAGUGACAAGGUGAUCAUCACAGGAGUCAAUCCUCUUGUGCGAGGCUGGCUGUGCUAAGCUCUUCAGACACAGCUUCUUGGUUUGUGAACGAGCCCCAGAGUCAGUUCUAUCGUCCCCUACUUCACAAAUGCCUGCCCUAAUAUUUGUGACUCACCCAUGAUGAGUGAUUCUGCAGUUUGCACUGUGGCUCCGUGCUUUAAGGGUCUCUUUUGUGAGCUCCAUAGAGGUCAGGGGGAACGUGGUCCAUCCCAGCUGUGUGCAGUCAGAUACAGCCAACUGCAGCAAGAGCUCAGAAAAUCCAUUUGGCACACAAUAGCCAGAGGUAAGGCCAGAAUGCCACCACCCCUAUCCUAGGUCAUCAGGUCACAGGUAGCAGGCCCUUUCUGCCCAUUCAGAACUCUACUCAAGAUGUCAAAGCCCAGCCCAGUGGAUUCUGAAUGGUUUGAGUAACCCAACUCACAGGAAGGUGUCCAGUAGGGACACCAGGGCUCCCACUUUCAAUCCCUGCUCAGAGCUUUCAGCAGAUGACGGAUUCUUUAACAUCACCUGGCUGAGCAGCAUCUGGAGGAGAAGGGGGAGAAGCCAGCCUGGCUCAAGCUCCAAGCAGCUCCUGGAGCACACAGGAGGGCCAGACUGUGAGCUCGGCAGAGGGCAGAGCCACUUGCUCUGUUCAGUGGUCAGCGAACUUUUUCUAUAAAGGCUCAGACAGUAAAAACAUAAACAUUUAGGCUUAGAGACUGUGAUGGUUAAUUUUAUGUGUCAACCUAGCUAGGCCAUGGUACCCAAUUUUUGGUCAAAUGUUGGUCUAGAUGUUGCUGUGAAGAUUAUUUUUUAGAUGGACUCAUAUUUAAGUUAGUAGAAUAAAUACAGCAGAUUGGAAUAUUACCCUCUAUAAUGAAGGUUGAAAGCCUUAGGAGAGAAAAAGGUUGAGGUCACCAGAGAAGAAAUGCUAUCUCCAAACUGCCUUUGGACUUGAACUACAAGCCUCCAGCCUGCUGGUCAGCCAUGCAGGUUUCAGACUUGCUGGCCCCCACAACUACAUGAGCUAAUUCCUUAAAAUAUAUCUCUCAUCCUAUUGGUUCUGUUUCUCUGCAGGACUCUGACUAAUACAGGACUAUGCAGCAUUUGUUGCCAACUACUCAACUCUGCUGCUGUAGUGAAACCAGCCAUAGAGAAUAUGUAAACAGAUGGAUGUGGCUGUGUUCCAAUAAAACUCUAUUUCCAAAAACAGGCCAUGGACCACAUCAGGUCCAUGUAGUUUGUUGACCUUAUGUCUCCUGACAAAUAAGCAUAUUAUCUGGUACAGAGAAAGCAAUUUGAAUUAUAGAAUAUCAAUUAAAAAAACCUGUAGAAUGAAGGUGAACAAAUAAAUGACUGAAUCACUGAUCAGUGGACCUGCUGGCUGUAAGACUGGCAGCUGAGGCAGGGAAAACGGGACUUUCCCACUAUCUUUGAUUUCCAUUGACCUGACGUGGUCUGACAAGGACACUGUGUGAAGAUGUAUCAUUUGGCAUCUAAGGGGACUGGUCCAUGGAGGAAAUAAAAGCUAUGGGGAAGAGGCUCAGAGGCUAGGGCACCGGCCACGUAUGCCAGAGCUGGUGGGUUCAAAUCCAGCCCAGGCCUGCCAACAACAAUGAUGACUACAACCAAAAAAAAGCCAGGCAUUGUGCAGGCACCUAUAGUCCCAGCUGCUUGGGAGGCUGAGGCAAGAGAAUCGCUUGGGCCCAAGAGUCUGAGGUUGCUGUGGGCUGUGACGCCACAG